Messenger RNA from Peniophora sp. CBMAI 1063, 1686 nucleotides. NCBI's taxonomy places the organism in Eukaryota, Fungi, Basidiomycota, Agaricomycetes, Russulales, Peniophoraceae. The record is from the annotation of a GenBank genome assembly.
AUGCUGAGCGCGGUAACGGAGAAGGUGCUGCCCCAGCCGGCUUCGUUCAACAAGAAGAAGCAGUAUGAGAUCCACGAGGUCCUCGGCACUGGCACCUUCGGCAAAGUCAUGCGCGCGACAUGGCAUGUCCCGCCAGAGCAAGUCAACAUCGCCAUGCACGGCGCCUCGGGCGGGAAUAAUGGCAAUCUGAGCGCGGGGCCCUUCACCGCGUCUCCGCCGUCGACCCCGGGCGUCCCGUCGAGCCCCGGCAGCAGGCUCUCGGCAGCAUCGGCCCAGUCGUCUGCGCGCCCCGGUGCAUCGCCCGUCCACAGCGGCACUGCGUCCCCCGCCGCGUCGUUCAUGUCGCGCCGCUCGACGAGCAACGCCAGUAUCAAAGAUUCGGGGAUCAAGAGGGACGUUGCGCUCAAGGUCAUACCGAAGAAGAAGGUCAAGGGGAACGAGGCGAGCGUGUGGGGCGAGAUGGAGGUGCUCAAGGGUCUUGAUCAUCCUAACAUCGUCAAGUUCUACGAGUGGUUCGAAACUCGGACCAAAUACUACCUCUCCUUCGAACUCGCCGUCGGCGGAGAACUCUUCGAGCGCGUGUCCAAACGCGGCAAGUUCACAGAGGCGGACGCCGUCACUGUCAUACGGUCUGUGUUGGAAGGUGUGAAGUACUUGCACGACCAUGAUAUUGUGCAUCGUGAUCUCAAACCCGAGAACAUCCUCUACCGCACACGAGACGAAGACUCUGACAUCGUCAUCGCGGACUUCGGCAUCGCGAAACACCUGCACUCGGACGACGAGCAGCUCACAUCGCUCGCCGGCAGCUUCGGCUACGUCGCGCCCGAAGUACUCAACAACUUCGGCCACGGCAAGCCCGUCGAUCUCUGGUCAACCGGAAUCAUCACCUACGUCCUCCUGUGCGGAUACUCGCCCUUCCGCUCGGACGACGUGAAAGAGCUAGUCCGCGAAACGACUGAAGCGAAGAUCGAGUUCCACGACCGGUACUGGAAAGCCGUCUCAGCCGAAGCAAAGGCCUUCAUCCGCGCCCUCCUCUCCCCCGCGCCCCACUCCCGCCCCACCGCCUCCCAAGCGCUCCAACACCCCUGGCUCGCCUCGGGCGGCACCGACACGCAGCUCGACGGCCUGCGCGACAACUUCAACCCCAAGGCGCGCUGGAAAAAGGCGAUCUCGGGCGUGCGCGCUAUGGGGCGCAUGCGCUCGAGCAUAUCGCGCACGAGCUCGGCGGGGAGCGCCGUGGGGAGCGGCAGUGCGAGCGAUGAUGAGGAUGGGGGGUGGAGGACGGGGGGCGAGGAGGAUGAUUUGGAUGGGGAGAGGGAGGGGAGGGAAAGCCCGAGCGUGUUGAAAGGACCUACGCCGGGGUUGAAGAGGCUCGAUACGGACCACCCAGGCGAGAACGACAACGUGCGCGUAACGCCCGGCACACCCGUCGCGUCCACCCACCCGCACCCCCACCCUCACCCUACCACUACACCACCUCCCCCGCAAGCCCCGCCCGGACACGCCGUCGCGGGCAACGACGACGACGACGACCCGAUUAUGCCGGGCUCUUUCGAUCUGGGGACGAGGAGCCAGCGCGCGAGCGAGGAUAAUGGGGGGCAAGGGGAGGGAGAGGGCGCGGAGGGCGUGCUGGAGGCGCUUUGGAAGCGGUUUCAGAGCGUGAGGCUUGGGACGGCUGCGAGUUGA